AGAUAUUGAUUUGGCGUCCCCGGCGUCGCAGUGACAGACCAGCCAGACGUGGUGCUCGCGCGCACGUUUGACGUUUAACGUCAAAGCGCGUUCUUCCUCCUGUCAAACGUCGAAGGCGCCGCGAGUGAAUGUCAUAGCCGAAUAAAACAUAUCGGCUAAACGUAUAUAUUCGAAGGUGCGAAUCGCAAGAGAGAGAGACGGUUUCCUCGCGCGAGAAUCAAUAUGCGAGAGCGACACGACGGCGGUUCCGUUGACAGCGAAUUCUUGGGCUAAACAAUGGAUCAAUACCGAUACGUUGCGGCGAAGAACGACUCGUAGAAACGACGAGGGCCGCGCCGCAGAAAUCCUCUUCACCGGCGGGAUGGAGAAACCUGACAACCAGCAGAGGACCUGGAAGAAGAAGAGCACCAUGAAAUCAAGCUCGAACACGGAAGCGAUAGCUACCCAGUGCGUGAAGGUCGUCGUGCGAUGCCGGCCCAUGGACGAGCGGGAGAUCGCCCGCAGCUACAGCCGGGUCGUCGACGUGAUCCCGUCCAGGGGCGUCGUCGAGGUGCGACAUCCUCGGGACGAUCCCAGCAGCGAGACCGUGAAGGUGUUCACCUUCGACGCGGUGUACGACUGGAGCUCCACCCAGCAGGAGCUGUACGAGGAGACUGUGAGGCCGCUGGUAUCCUCGGUGCUCGACGGCUUCAACGGCACUAUUUUCGCCUACGGGCAAACGGGCACCGGGAAGACGUACACGAUGGAGGGCUCGAAGGCGGAUCACGAGAGGCGCGGCGUCAUCCCACGCUCCUUCGAGCACAUAUUCAAUCACAUCGGUCGUUCCGAGAACAUGCAGUACCUGGUGAGGGCCAGCUACCUGGAGAUCUAUCAGGAGGAGAUACGCGACCUGCUGCAUCCGGAUCAGAGUCUGCGCUUCGAGCUGAAGGAGAAGCCGGACAUCGGGGUGUACGUCAAGGAUCUGUCGACCGCCGUUUGUAAAAGCGCGACGGAGAUACAGCAUCUGAUGAACGUGGGUAAUCAGAACAGGACCAUCGGCGCGACGAACAUGAACGAGCACAGUUCGCGGUCGCACGCGAUCUUCCUCAUCACGAUCGAGAUGGGUACCAUCGGCGAUUGCGGUGGCAUCAGGGUCGGACGCCUGAAUCUGGUCGAUCUCGCAGGUAGCGAGAGACAGAGCAAGACUGGUUCGUCGGGGGAGAGACUGAAGGAGGCGAGUAAGAUCAAUUUGAGCCUGUCGGCUCUGGGGAACGUCAUCUCGGCCCUGGUGGACGGUAAAACCACCCACGUGCCGUAUCGAGACUCGAAACUGACGAGACUGCUGCAAGAUUCCCUGGGUGGGAACUCGAAGACGAUUAUGGUCGCCAACAUCGGGCCGGCUAGCUACAACUAUGACGAAACCCUGACGACUUUACGGUACGCCAGUCGUGCCAAGAACAUCAAGAACAAGCCUAGGAUAAACGAAGAUCCGAAGGAUGCUUUAUUGAGGCAAUAUCAGGAGGAGAUAGGUCGAUUGCGGGAGAAACUCGCGCAGAAGGGCGGAACGCAGCGGAGGAAGAAAAAGUCGAAAAGAAAGAAGGAGGAUGACGCGAUGGAUUCGGACUCCGAGGACGAUAAUAGUCGCGGCGAGGACAAUAAGACGGCCGAGACCGACAAGAAGCUCAUAGCGGAGCAGUUGAGGGCCGAGAAACAGGAGGCCGAGACUCUCGUUCAGAGAAUAAAGGACCUGGAAAGCAAGAUGCUCUGCGGCGGCAAGAACAUCAUCGAUCACACAAACGAACAGCAGAGGGCGCUGGAGCAGAAGGCGGCCGAGAUUGCGGAACGCAAGAGGCGGGAGGUCGAGAUGCAGCAGAAGCUGGAGGACGAGGAGGUGACGAUGGUCGGCGUUAGGGAGACGUACACCACGUUGCAGCAGGAGGUGGACGUCAAGUCCAGGAAGUUACGAAAGUGCUUCACCAAGCUGCAGGCCCUGAAGCAGGAGCUGGAGGACGUGACCAGCGACUACAACCGGGACAGACGGGACCUGGAGCAGGAGCAGCACGAACUGAUGAAGGAGCUGAAGCUCAAGUACCUCAUAAUCGAGAAUUUUAUCCCCGAGGAGGAGAAGACCAAGAUCCUAUCUAGGAUCCACCUGGACGAGGAGGAGGACUGCUGGAUGAUGAAAGAUCCGGAACCAUCCAGCGUGGACGUCAUCAAGCGACCCACUUCCGUGCCGGGUGCGCGCAGACCCGUCUCGGAGUACGCGAGGAUCGCCCUCGCGAUGGGACGCGGGUGUCGUUACGCCGGCGAUAACAUUCUCAACCUGGACCUCGACAUGCCGGCGCGGACGACGCUGGAUUAUCAGGGACCCGUGAUUGCGCCGACGAUCCAGGCCGUCCUCGAGGAGGCUCUGCGCGACGAGGGCGACAUAGACGUCGACGCGUCGAGUACGAGGCUGAGGACCAGGACGCGCAUGCAGUCCGCCGCCAGGGUCAGGCCGAAGAGCGUCACCAAGAUGCAACAGAUCCCGGCGCCGGUUUACCCCAAAACGAGAGGCCUCGUACCGAAAUAAUUGGAAAGACCCCGUGCGCGAGUACGCACGCUUCUCUUUUAUUUUAGUCGAAAAAGAAAUCACGGAUUAAAAAAAUCAGUUACCAUAGCUGAAUUUUAGGUGGCCCUGAAGUUGCAUCUGAAAUUUAAUUGUCAUAUCGAAAUUUUAGCUCCAUGGUAUAACUAAUAUUUUUAACUAUAAUUUAAGGGUCUUCAUGUUGGAAUUGUCAGAGGCGAGAAAACACACGCUAAACUAAUUGCGAUUAAAAUAAUAAUUU
Nylanderia fulva is the source of this 2807-nucleotide messenger RNA. RefSeq names its product kinesin-like protein 68D (gene Klp68D). The record is from RefSeq and is a predicted model, not a curated record. Gene Ontology annotation, molecular function: ATP binding; microtubule binding; microtubule motor activity. Lineage: Eukaryota; Metazoa; Arthropoda; Insecta; Hymenoptera; Formicidae. Gene Ontology annotation, biological process: microtubule-based movement.